This is a messenger RNA of Gekko japonicus, 1485 nucleotides long. RefSeq names its product trehalase (gene TREH). Gene Ontology annotation, biological process: trehalose catabolic process. Bases 1 to 1416 code for a protein of 471 amino acids. The transcript has 10 exons. The record is from RefSeq and is a predicted model, not a curated record. Gene Ontology annotation, molecular function: alpha,alpha-trehalase activity. Lineage: Eukaryota; Metazoa; Chordata; Lepidosauria; Squamata; Gekkonidae.
AUGCAGGCCGCCACCUCCUACCACAUCAAGCUCCUCCUGGCCGGGUUUAUGUACCAGGCGGCUGCGGCGUUCUGGGGGCAGGACCCCGGUUGCCCAGGCUUGGAUUGCCUUGGGAGAGUGUCCCUGCCUGGAGCAGGUGGUAUUCUGCAGCUGCCUCUCACCGCGGACAGGAUGCCUUUCCCGACCUGGUGGGUGCUCCUGGGCAUCUGCACGGGCGUGCCAGGGCUGCAAGCAGCGGCGAGCGAUUUCCCACCACCGUGUGCCAGCCCCAUCUACUGCACCGGGGAGCUGCUGAGGCAGGUCCAGAUGAACAAGCUUUUCUCCGACGAUAAGCACUUUGUGGACAUGCCCCUGCGGGGGAGCCCAGAGACGGUUCUGCAGGACUUCCAGCAGCUGGUGAAUGCCGCGCCUGGCGGGGCUGUGUCCAAGCAACAGCUGGCGGCCUUUGUCCAGGCCCACUUCUCUCCCCCCGGGCAGGAGCUGGAGCCCUGGGAGCCCUCGGACUGGACGCAGAGGCUGCCGUCCGCGGCCCUGCCCCUGAGCCUCCUCCUCUUCCUCGCCCCGUCUGCAGAGGCGCGGCAGGCGCUGUGGGCCGAGCUGAAGGGCGCGGCGGAGUCGGGCUGGGACUUCUCCUCGCGCUGGUUCCUGCCGGGGCCGCCGCCCGUCGAGGCCACGCUGCAAGACACGCAGGCCAGCGCCGUCGUGCCCGUCGACCUCAACGCCCUCCUGUGCCGCGUGGAAGCGCUCCUGGCCGCCUUCUGCGACGCGGGGGCGGGCCCCUCCCCGGCCGAGCGGUUCCGAGCCGCUCACAGGCGGCGCGUGGCUGCGGUGCGCGCCGUCCUGUGGAACGAGGAGGCCGGCGUCUGGCUGGACUACAACCUGGCGCGCCGCAGGCACAACAGGGCCUUCUACCCGUCCAAUUUGACCCCGCUGUGGGCCGAGUGCGGCUUGGAGGGCGCCGACGUCGAGAAGGCCCUGCGCUACCUUGAGAGCAGCACAGCACUGUCCUACGCCCACGGACUGCCCACCUCACUGGCUCGCACGGGGCAACAGUGGGACCUUCCAAACGCAUGGGCCCCGCUCCAGCAUAUGGUGAUUGCAGGUCUGGCCCGGUCAUCCUCCUCCCAGGCCCGAGAGCUGGCCUUCACCUUGGCUCAGAACUGGGUGAGAAUGAACCUGGCUGUCUACGGGACGUACCGGGCCAUGUUCGAGAAGUACGAUGUCGAAGGUGACGGGAACCCGGGGGCUGGUGGGGAGUAUGUCGUUCAGGAGGGCUUUGGCUGGACGAACGGGGUGGCCCUGCAGCUCCUGGAUCUCUUUGGCGACCGUCUCACCGCCGCAGGCCCUGCCCUGCCUUGCUCCGGGGCCUGGGUGGGGGCCUGCCUCAUCCUGCUGCUUGCACUGGGGCCUCUGUGAGUCAGGGAAGGAGCGGGCCUGCUCCACAAAGGCCGGCCUCCUGCGGCCAUAAUAAAAGCAAACUGAACC